Messenger RNA from Racocetra persica, 643 nucleotides. Lineage: Eukaryota; Fungi; Glomeromycota; Glomeromycetes; Diversisporales; Gigasporaceae. The record is from the annotation of a GenBank genome assembly.
UCUAGUAGAAAUUAAUGGAGGAGAAAUUAAAGUAGAAAGUCAAUUAGGAAAAGGAAGUAAAUUUUGGUUCACAUGGAAUGUCGAAGUAUUAUCAAUAGAUUCUUCAUUAUCAAAUCCUACUCAUUUUGAUCAAAUAAGUUAUAUCUUACCUAAUGUUAUGAAACAAAAACGAAUAUUAAUCAUCCAUCCACUUGAAGACGCGAGAAAUGCAAUGCUAAAUUACUUUAAAGCAAUUAAAAAAGUUGAUGCAUUUGAUACUUUCGAUAAAGGCAUUAGUGCAGUAAAAAGUUAUAGAGAAUCUGCUUAUGAUAUAGUAUUUAUUGGACUUUAUGAAAAUAAUGAAGAAGAGGUCAUGAAAGCAACAUUUGAAUUAAGAGGAUUAGAAAUGAAUAAUAAUAAUUUAGUAAUAAUCUUUAUAGUACUUCCAGCUAAUAAAGAAAAUGAAUUAGCAGAAAAAUUAAUUGGAAAAGUUGGUGGAACAGCUACUAUUCUUCAUACUCCAAUUACAUGGAAAAAGCUAAUUAAUCUAUUUAUGUAUUUGGAAAACAACUACUUUGCUAUUAAUAAAAAUAAUAAGAGUCUGCCUGUCAAUGAAAAUAUUCUGAAAAGGGUAUCAGAUAAUAGGUUUUAUAAGUCAGAAGAU